AAUGAAUUUAAUAACAAGAGUCAACAUAAUGUAGAGCCAAAUGUAAUUUUAAAAUCUUUGACGAUUACAUAAAUAUUUGCUACUAGGUAUGAGUAACUUCCUGUAAAGCACACCAAUAUGGCGUCUACAUCAAACACAGAUGCAAAAAGAUAUGAUAAGUUAUCUUCUAUUUACUUUAAGUUAUGCAAACAUGAAGCGACGGUCUCUCCCACUUAGACGAGGUUGCAAUAAAUCCUCGCCAAGUUAAAUACUACAUAUAUAUGUACGUAAAACCAGUAGGAAUUGCAAACCAAGGCAAUUAAAUCAUCCAAUUAUUGUUAUACAUUUCAUAUAAAGUAUUUAAAACAACUUCACUAAUUUACAUACGUUUGAAUAAAACACAAAUUUGUCUAAAAUGUAUAGCACCUUUGUCCAAUUUGCAUGCAUAUUAAAAUCCGUUAAAUUUUGUAACACCAUCAUAUAAAAUGUGAUGUUUCGUAAUCUCAAUGCACACCGUUGUUGGCCCGAAGCGUUUACCUGUUUUUCAUUCGAAAGCUCGUGCGAGCGAGACAGCACAUAUAUUCCAAAAGCGUAUAAAGAAUUCCUGGCAACAAGCGGCCAAGAUCGGGGCCGACAACACUGACAAUGCAAGAUUCUGCGUCUGGUUAUACUAAGCGACCGCUUUCAAAAUACACGGGAUUAUCGUAAAUUGGGUGUUCGAGUGCGCCUCUUCAUUUCGGUCGGCAGUCAAGUGAAGCGUGGACGGUGUGGCAACCAUGCGCGGCGCAUUCUUUCCUCACUUCACGCAGUUGCGUCCCGACCGCCGUCGAGCACGGACCCACGUCGCUCGCUCCCCCGAAUAUAUCGUACAAUAAACAUUUAAACAAAUUCACAAGUGUUCUAAAUCGAUUCGAAGUGAAUCAACGUACAAUUUUUAGUGAUGGGAAGUGUUGAAUAUCGUGCGGACAUCGAUAGCGUACGAUGACCAAAACUUUAAGUUGGGAAGAACGGAAAAAAGUUGCGGAGUCAAAUGCACUCCCGUAUACAAAAAAUGUGUGCUUGUAAUAUUGUGAUGGUCUGAUGGGAUCGCAGUGCGGCCAAUACAGUGUAGCUAGUGAUGUGUACUGUGAUAUAAAAUUUCGGCAGUCGCGUAGAUGAUUGCCGUUCUUGUGUGUGAUAUUAUUAGUUUAUUAGUUACCAAAGAUUCCUCAUGAUCUUAUACAUUAGUUUGUGUUUCAUAUUGGUAGUUUUAGCUGAUCCGUUGCCAGGCAAGCACGUACCGCUAGAGAGCUAUGAGAGCGAACUGGAGAGGGAACACGCGCUCCCCACGUCCGUACCCAACGCUGACAUACUCAAGACUAACAGCAACCCGACGUAUCAUAAGCCGAGGCCUCCGCAGCACCACGGGGCCGCUCUCCUGGCCGGAGUGGGGGGAGGGGGCGCCGUCCCCUCGUACGCCCCUCCCGGCCGAGCCUUCUUCACCCCCCCUUUGCCGCCUGAGUACAGAAACCCUUUCGCUGACAAGCCUACACUUAGAGGCACGAACACAGAUGGGAACAACUAUCUCAACCGGCGGCCUAUCCCUCCGCCCUCGCUUGGGCCAGGCCACGACAGGAUACCCAUCAGGCCUCCUGGACAGGAGACUUCAUCGCCCCAAGUGCCGGCGCCGCCACCUGCACCGCCGAUGCCGCCGCCGGGUAUCGAACCCCAGAAGAAGAAGGCACUUAACACGCCUAGCCAUAAGCCGGACGAACUAGACAGCGAUAUAAAGCAGCCAGGAACUGACCAAGCCAACUUCACAGACUUCGUUCCAAACUCACUCAACAUCCCGACCAUAUCGAGAAUCCUCUCAGGAUCCAAUGGCCGUAAAGAGGAUAUUCCUGAUGUCCUCCUACGGACAGUCACAGCAAAACCCCAACACAACCAAGAGAAGACGUCCAAGAGCGAUAUUUUCGUCACAAAGGAAGUAGGAGUCACGCUCAGCGAUUCAAGUAGAGACACAUCCACAGAAGGAUCAGUCCUAGCAGUACUAGAUCCAGAAAUGAACAAUCUAGAUAGACCUUUAAUUAUAGACCAAAAUGGAGAAACUAAUACGAGGAGAAAUCUUCAAUACGCGACUAAUAAACAGUCGGAUAGAAAUGACAGCAGAAAAGAAGAUUACACUCCGGCUACAACUGUUGGGUUCGAGCUGAAAGAUCCUGAAAUGUCAACUGAAAGGUACCAUAACCUGGCAAAUGUGAAUUCUGAUAAGAAGAUCCUGAAACAGGAUUCGAAGAAUUCAGGACCAGUCCAAAGGCCAGGAGCGGCGUGGCCGUUCGCGUGGAACCUGCACAUCUACCUAGCAACAGUCAUGUUCACCAUCCUAGCGGUCUACUCCAUCUUCAAGAUCUUCUGCUACAACAAAUACACCCAUCUCUUCACCCAGUAUUACUUCAUCAUACUCCAUUUAAUUUUGGUCCUCGUCUGUCUGUUAAGGAUCUUCUACAUGUGCUACGACCCCUACAACAUCAACAACUCACUCCCUAAAUUUAUAAGCGAAAUUCUUCUUCACAUCCCCGAAAUUUUCCUUAGCAUAGCGUUUGCUUGUAUCAUACUAUUCCUUCUUACUAUUAGUAUUAAUUUUAAGAAUACCUGCUGUUCAUUCCUUCUUCGUCCUAGAAUUAUAAUUAUAGGUGGCAGUCUUCAUAUACUGUCCUGUUUAAUGUUGCAUAUCUUCGAAAGUAGUAAUACAAUACAUAGGAAUACGCACGGCGUUGAAAAGAGGGUAUUAGGUCUAACGUGUCAAAUAAUAUUUAUAAUAGCGUGCCUCACUUUAGGCCUUUGCUAUCUUUAUGUAUAUAAAAUGCUCAAAACUGUACUGCAGAAGAAGAGUCACACGUAUAUCAAUGGGUCCCAAAAUUUGCAACAUGCCAUCCAGAUAAAAUUAGCUACAGCAUUGCUGUUCAUUCUGAUGGCAGCGUUGCAAAUCUUCGGGAUAUUUGGCAUUAACCAAGUCAACAUGACCAAGUUCGACUGGCUCCAAUGGGGCUACCAGUUCUCAUUGCGACUGCUUGAAGUAAGCAUAGUAGCUCUUAUAUCCUGGGUAAUAAGUCUCAAAGUUGGAAUUGCUCUGCAACACGAAAAGACUGAUGGACACAAAAUAUCAGGACUUGGUCUUUUCGCUUGUGGAGCUGGUUCCAGCAACGAACAAUUUGAGUCAGACUACCCCGCUAUUUGCAACACCAAUACAAACCUUCAUACUUAUACAAUGAGGACUGGGAAACCUAUUUACGAGAGCACAGGUCACCAUCCAGUCAUGCCUGACCCCUGCUGUGGACCAGUCAUUGACCAUCAGAGGUUCCAACUCAACACUUUGACGGGUCCCUGCGACAAUAAUUCUGGGACUGAGAAUUAUUCUGGACACAGUUCUAUAGCGAACGCUGGCCACAGCAGUUCCACAGAAUCGAGCAACGCGACUUCUAGUCAAGGCGUGACCAAUCACUUAAUAAAACAUCACCCGAACAUAGCUUACAAUGGCAUCGAGUCUGCAUCAGACGACCAUUAUUCGAACUGCGAUCCCGCGAUCCAAUCCUUACAAGGCGAUGACCCAUUAGACCACGAAUACAACGUCAUCCAAUACGGUAGCAACAGCGAUUUCAUUAGAGACAUCAAGAACCAAAACUACAAUGGCGGAUCAAACCGCAGUUCACACAACUUCAAACACAUGUCUUACGACCGGGUUUCGUCUCGGACUAACAGCAACCCUCGGAAAAAGCACAGAGCGAAGAACAAGAACGUUCAGAACUGCAUGACGAUGGGCUAUGACGCGUCAAUCGGCCAUCAUUACCAUCAGCCACAUUCACCUGAUGAAUAUGGCAAUUAUAAUACAGAAAACGCCUCGUACCACGCUUCUGGUAUCCAGACUCUUAACCCCAACAGGAGUUAUAGCAACGAUCCUUGCCAGCAGAUCAGGAGUUCUCAGCGUAGAAACUCGCCAUCGACCUCCAUGGUCAACUCCAGCGGGAGUCAGAAGCGUGGUAAAGGGAACGGUUUCCCCGACAGGCCGAAGUCUACGGACCUGUACGGGUUUUCUGAGGAUCCCAAUGAGAGAGGGUAUCCUUGCGCGCUGGGAGGGACGCCUCAGCCAGCUCCAAGGAACUGCAGCUACGAGGCUUCGUACUCCCAGCCGCAGGACGAGAUUCCCAACGAAGCGGAAGGGAACAGUAUGCUGGUGGCCCAAGACGGCUUCCUAAGGAUCCGUUCUAUGAAGGACCCCUCACCGAACCCUCAACCUUCGCAUACCUGAUUCACCAUAAAUCUGUCGUAUACGACAGAACUAAGUUUUUGAUGAAUGUUUAUCUGGCUGCUAGUAUCAAGUUUGUAUUGAUGGUGAGCUCUCGAGCCAGUAUAUUCUAAGUGUGAUGCUCAUUAGCUCAUGCAAGGACUAAAAUGUCAAUGUGAAGUUGACGGUGAAUGCCUUAAGUAAGGCAGCAUUUUAAAGCUUUUUUAUUUAAGUAACUUAAAAAUACUUACACUGUACAGAUCAUAUACUGUUUUCAUUUAUUUCUUGACUAAUUUACGGACUCAUGAAGAGUGUUACGUAAGAAAUUAAUAAAUAAAAUACAUAAUUUUUAUAGCCAUGACCCAUUUGACAUUGUCGAAUCAAAAUCAUGUAAAAUUGUAAAUGUUAGUUAACUUGACGUAAUAUAAGUUUAAAUCGUAACGGCCUUUGUAAAUAGCGUUCUCUUUAGUUUAAACGGUCUAUGUAAAAAUAAUAUAUCUCAUGAGAUUUCGUUCAGACAGGAAUAGUUAUAGAAAUUACAUAAACACUGCGUAGUAUGAAAUUUUAAAGCAGGUAUGUUGUAUGCAAGAGCGAGACAGCUGUAGCUCUGUACGUAGCGGCGUCUGUCGCACAACGAUAACAAUUGCGUUUUAAGAUUUCAUAGUACACGGUUCUAAUAAUUUUAUGUUUGCAGAGUUUAAAUUAAGUCUGCAUUUCAAAUUUGGGUUGAAUUGAAUUCAAAAUUUUGAAUAUAAAUUUCCCAUGUAGACCUAAAGUUACAUAUAAUAUCAUAAUCCGUUUUUUUAAUGUUUAAUAAAGAUUUAAAUGUAUGUGAUAUCAAUAACAUUUUAUUUGAAACAAUCUGUCCAUACUUAGUGUUAAGCUAUCAAAAUAUUUUUAAGUAUUAUGUACUGUUCAAAUCAGAUUUAAUGUCGGAGAAUGUACUUUAGUCCUUUGCAAGUAACUUUAGAAACCAAAUUGCCAUGAACCGCGAAAAGAAAAUGGCGGUUUUGUUAAAAUUACUUGUAGAAAGACAUGUGUUAUUCAGUUAAUACAAUCAUUAUCUACAUUAAAUAAGAAUAUAUUUAUAAUAUCAGUUGAUUUUCUGAACUAAAUAUUCUAUGUGUCAUUUUCAUAUCGAAAUAAAUAAAAAAUAUAAAUCAUUGAAUUAUAUUUAUGUCAAAUAC
Molecule: messenger RNA, 5427 nt
Organism: Trichoplusia ni (cabbage looper)
Lineage: Eukaryota; Metazoa; Arthropoda; Insecta; Lepidoptera; Noctuidae
Exons: 6
Coding region: 1190-4264 (1024 amino acids)
Source: RefSeq, a predicted model, not a curated record